This is a messenger RNA of Coccinella septempunctata (seven-spotted ladybird), 4573 nucleotides long. RefSeq names its product zinc finger protein 845-like. Lineage: Eukaryota; Metazoa; Arthropoda; Insecta; Coleoptera; Coccinellidae. Bases 260 to 4108 code for a protein of 1282 amino acids. The record is from RefSeq and is a predicted model, not a curated record. Gene Ontology annotation, biological process: regulation of transcription by RNA polymerase II. Gene Ontology annotation, molecular function: zinc ion binding; chromatin insulator sequence binding. The transcript has 5 exons. Gene Ontology annotation, cellular component: nucleus; chromosome.
AACAAAGUAAUGGCGUCUUUUGGCUACAAAUUCGCGAAAAAAAUAUUGCAAUUUUAAAUAUAAACUAAAUGAAACUGCCUUCGAUUUGAUUUAUACGUGAAACUAUGAAAUCUGCUGGAUCAAAAACUCCAUCAUAAUUGAACAUUUGUGCUGAAUACGAUGGUUCAUUGCGAAGUGUUCAAACAGUUUUUCUGAAUUUUCAAUUACGAUUUGUUUUUCGAAAAAUUCAUAUAUGUACGUACUCGGUUGUGAAAGAUGAAUGAGAGAAAUGGAGACGAAAUUAUGCAGAAUAUGUGGGCGAUUGGGUACAACCCAUCAAGAUAUCUUCAGGAUAGAAGGACUGAAACACAAAAUAGAAACUUGCCUUCCAAUAUUUGUUACACAGCAUUGCCUCCUGCCGGACAAUAUAUGCGAAGAAUGCUUGGAAAACAUAACGAAAUUCUAUUACUUCAUCAAAAAUUGUCUCCAGAGUAUAAUCGUACUGGAAUCUCAGUACGAUGUUGCAGAAUCAUGUUUAAAGUCAAAAAGAAGGCACGACAAAAGUUGCCUAGUUAAUUUCAACGAACCUAGAAAAGCUCAAGAAACCCAAACUGAAGAUACAUAUGAUAUAUUAUUUACAAAAUAUUCUGAACAAAAUUCAGACAAAAUCGAGUUACCAUUUAAAGGUUGUGAUAUAAAGUUAGUCGAUUACGAGGUUGAUUCUGAAAUGUCAGAGUCCGAUAAUAAGUUGCACAAUAAAGGAGUUGUGGUUGUAAAUAAGAAAACUCAUAAGAAGGUUGAUGAUUUACUGAAUACUCUCUUGAGUAAAACUGCUUUUACCAAACAGUAUUUUGAUGAUUGCGAGAAUAGCUUGAUAAACGAUAUAGCCCACAGGAAGGGAGUCAAGAGAAAACCGGAUGUGAUUGAGAAUGUUCAACCGAAAAUUUGCAGAAUCGACACUAUUAACCGUAGGAAGAAUAGGGCGCCCAAAAAACUGCAAAAUAACCCUCAAGUAAACGGAUUUACAGAAACUGUACUAGCCAGUGAUCAGAAUCUUAUAACAUCGGACUUAAUCUUACCUCAAAGUUGUCUCUUGUGCGAUGAAAAGUUCAGUGGCCCUGCGGCUUUGGCAGCGCAUAUUUUCGAGAUACACGAUCUGGAUUUGAAUAAAACUGUGGAGAAUUUAUCGGAUAGGAAAAAAAAGAUUCCGAAUUUAUUGAAAAUCUCCGAUAUAAAAAGGAAUAGUAGUUCCGAUGACAAUCAGCAUGAUUCUAACUCCCCUAAGACGAAUCAGGAAGAGUUUUCCUGUCAAAUUUGUCCUUAUUCGUCUUCCACCAAGCAAAAUUUACGCCUGCACUGUCGUUCUGAACACCCUGUGGAAGUCCCUCUGAUGUGCGGAAUAUGCUUUCAACCGAUGACAUCCUUGGUGAAUUUGAGAAACCACCUUAAGAUCUGCGCAAUCGAGUACCCAGUGAAAACUAGGUAUUAUUGCUCUAUCUGCAAAUACGGGGAGGAUGGCAUGAGGGAAAUGGAGAAUCACGUGUUGAUCCACGAGUUCUUGAUCGAUAUCUGCAAGAGGGAGGUUAAAAUGUUCGAUCCGGCUGAUUAUGUUGAGCUGAACAAUUCCUGCGAGCUAGGUCCUGUUUCACCGUCAUCCAAAGACUUGAGUUGCAGCCUCUGCUUCCAGUCCAAUUUCCAAUCGUUCAAGGAUUUUAGCAGGCAUCGUAGGACCCAGCACAGUAAAUUCCAUUGUGACCUCUGCAACAAGUUCUAUGGGAGGAAUUCCCACCUCUGGAAGCACGUCAAUAGGCUCCACAAGAACCACCCGAGCAUAACCUGCCAGAUUUGUCAGAAGACCAGCGCCUCCAAGUACCACCUAGAGCAGCAUUUCGCUAAAAUUCACUCUGCCAAACAGAAGACUGAUCGUCGAAAUAUCAACGUGGUAGAAGACCAAUCUGUUUUCGUGAAGUACGGUUUCUUGGAUCGGGAAAAGAAGAGCACCUCUUCGGAAUUCGAGGAGGCCUCGGAUCAAGAGACCUCCGACGAGGUUUUUGCGACCGACGUUUCUGUCCCCAAGGAGGUAGACGCCUCCAGUCACCUUUACACCAACAUCAUAACGAACUACACCCCACCCCCUAACGAAGGGGACUUCAAGUGCCCCAAGUGUUCCAAGGGUUUCUCAAAGAAGCUGCUGCUGAAGAAACACAAGAAAAACUGCAGGCCAAAAUCGCAGAAAGACCUGUUGACCCGCUGUAAAUCCUGCUCGAGGAUAUUCAAGGACCGGCAGAGUUUAGCCAAGCAUUUGGUGAACUACCACUCGGAAUACACCUGUGAAAUUUGCUCCCAAAAGGCGCAAAGCAAAUGCGAGAUAGUGUCCCAUAUAAGAUUCACCCAUCCGAAGUGCAAGCUCUUCUGUAAAGUGUGCGGUAACAUCCUUCGCUCCCAACAGAACCUGUCGGACCACCUAAACGACCAUUCCAACUCCUACAUCUGUCAGUUCUGCGGUGACUCUCUACCGUCUAAGAUCAAAUUGAAGAUGCAUAUCUUGAGCCUGCACCGAAAAAUCCUGAGUUUGAGCUGCGGGAUCUGCCUGAAGCUGUUUGAAAACCAGCACAUCCUGAAGGACCACGUCCAGCUGGUGCACAAGAACGACCUGAGACCCCUGACUUCUUGCACGGUUUGCGGUAAGAACUACGGCUCCAAGUGGAAGACCUACGACCACCUGAACAAGUCCCACGGUCGCAUAUUCAAAGUCUGCAAGGCCUGUUUGGAGAUCUUCAACACGGAGGAGGAGUUGAACUUGCACUGCGAAGAGCUGCACAGUUCCAAGAAUCAGAACGUAACCAUCGUCAAAAAUAAUUAUCCGAAGGAAGAUGUUGAGGAAAUUGAAGAAUCGGAGAGUUGCAAGGAGGAAAUCGAAGAUGUGGAGGAUGUUGGAACCGAGGAACUAUUCAGUCCCUUCGCUCAGGAUUUAUCGGCUAUGAAGAUAUCGUUGCUGGAGAAAAGACUGUUGGGUAAGAAGAUAAACGAGGAAAACCAAACGAAGAUCGAAGAUAAAACAAAACUUAACCCGACUAAAACCAAACAACCACUUAAAAAAGACUCCCCGAGAUACGAAGAUGAUAUUGCAGCCCAACAAGGCAGUUCCAAGAGAACGGUUUACGUAGACAGCGAUGUGCCAUCACUUUGCGAGAUAUGUUUUAAAACGUGGCCAGCUAAGAAGCACCUGUGGCAACACUACAUUCGUUGCCAUAAAAGUGUUGCAGCAACAGUUUGUGGAAUCUGUCUGAAGACCAACGUUGAUUACAGGACCCUCCAAAGACACUUGAGACAAAACCACCCCACUCUCUUACACGGUCAAGGCUUCGGUUCGAAUUUUAUAUGUAAAAUAUGCGGGAGGUACCACAACGCAAGCUCCAAGUUGAAGUUGCACAUGGCCAUACACGAAAACUUCGAUUGGUCCAUAUUGGAGAAUGAGGGAGAGAUAAACGGAGAGAAACUCAAGACCGAACACAACGAAACAUACUACGAAAGUUUAAUAGAACAAGUUGAAUGUUCUUCAAACGAAGACGAAGAAAGUGAAGAUGAACGAAAAGUGGAUAAGGUCGAUUUGAGCAGUUCCGAAGAUGACAGUGAGAGUGAAACGAUAUCCGAAGACUCCAAUCAGAAUCGACACAAGUUCCGUUGUAAUUCUUCAGAGAAUUCUGGGAUGGAAAAAUACCAAUUGAAAUCGGACAAUCUAAACGUAGACAAAAAGUUUUCUGGGACUCCUGUUGAAUUCCAGACUACGGAAAGUGAGGAUUCGAGUUCGGAGAGUUGCAGCAGCGAAGAAGAAGGGACGAUUGGAAGAUCCAAUACGGCUUCUUCGAACGAUGUGAUGAUUGUGAACGGUUUGACCAAUUCGAAUAGUAACGUCAUCUUGGUCGAUUCCAUGGGGGACUCUAUGACGUUUACGGAUAACAAUUUGUUCGGUUUCAAGACCGAGGAGUUGGAUUCGGCUGUUAAGAGUAUAAGUCGGGAGUGCGAGUCGCAGGUGAAGGAGGACUUGGAGGUGGAGUAUUGCGAGUUGUCGAUCGGUGCAGCUUUGAACGAUGGAGAAAUUGAGUCGGCCGUUGGGAGCAUAUUGUGAAUUUUAAGACUGUUGUUGCUGUCGGUUUUCUGUCAAAAUUUCUAUAAUAGUUUUCUUCGCUCUUCUAAAUCGAUAUUAAGAUUCUCUCGUUGAUUGAUUUUUCAUACAUAUCACACGAGUCUUCUCUUGAUUCUUUUACAUUCCAGUGGUUUGUGAAAAUUAUGUUGUUCAUUCUAGUCAUCCAUUUAAAUAGGGACCUUUUCACUUCAAUAUUAGAUUUUUUAUAUUGUGAACGAAAAUUUUUGUGAUCUUUUGCCAUAUUUAUUACCUUGUAAACUUAAUGUUUAAGUCCUCGUAUUUUUGAUGUAUUUUUUUUUAGAGUUUGCCAUGUUGAAGACUGUUUAAGAUAUUUGGGAUUGCAUUUAUUUUUUUUUUUAUUUUGGAGUAAUGUUUUUCAUGAACAUUCCUUUCUCAUUCGUAUAUUGUAAUGAUAUAUUGAAAUAAAUAAAAUAAUUUUCUUAAAAA